AUGACUGAAGCAAUUUCUUCACCUCCACUUCCUGCUAGACCACAGCUACAACACAAUUUAUCUUCACAAAAAAGUGAUCUUUCCACAAAAUCACUUCCUGAUCUUCCGUCAAGUAAAAUUAGAUUUGAACCAAAUGAUAAUGUAUCAUUUAUAUCAGCAGUUAGACAAAUGGAACUUUAUGAAGCACCUUUUAUGAAUGAAACAAAUGAUUAUUUAGUAGUGGAAAACAAUCAUACUCAACCAACAUUAACCACAGAAAAUGAAUUCUGGAAUAAAUUGAUAUUCGAUUACUCCAAUGAAAUAAUUAGAAAAAGGGAAGUAGAUUUAUUAGAAAAUGAAAUAUUAAAAGGAAUACCACCUACUAUCAGGUCAACAAUUUAUAUAAAAACUCUUCAAACAAAUUAUAAGUUUACCAACACUCAUACGUUUGAAGAUUUGAAAAGAAAAGCAAGUCGUUAUAAUGGUGAAGUUUCAAAACUUGUCAAAAGUGGAAAUUCGAAGGAUAUUUUACUGAUUUUUUAUUCAAUGUUUCCCGAAGACGGAUUGAAAAAUGCAAGCAAGUUUUUGGGUGGGGUAACCGAUUUAAUAAUUGAUAUUCCUGAUCUAUCAGAUGAAGAUAAAAUUUUUAUCUUAUUUAAAAUAUAUAAAGUAUACGUAAAUGAGAAACAAGAAGAUUUUGUUUAUAAAAUAAACAGAUCUUUUGAAGAUCAUUUGGGUUGUUUCAAGCAUAUUGCAAGUCAAGGUAUUAAUUGGUCAAAUUAUUAUAAAAGUAUACUCCCAAAAUUUUUCGAAUUGGAUGUUGAAACAAGUUUAUUAAUAUUAGAUUUAUUCAUAUUUGAAGGAUUUGAUUUUUUACUACGGUUAAUAUUAUGGAUUUUCACUCAAAAUGAAGAUAACUUAGCUGAGUUAAAUGGAGAAGAAUUAUCAAAUUACAUAACUUCAAUUGAAUUUUUAACAGAGAAUGAAUUAAAUUUCAAAGAAAUACUAGAGCUUAAUCCUUCUAUCAUAAAAUAUGAAAAUGAGUUAUACCUCAUCAAAUCCAACUCAAUGAAUAAUAACAGUAACGAACUAAAAAACUUGAUAGAAAUUAAUGAUGAUUUACAGAUCAAAAUCAAUGAGCUAAAUCUGAAAAUUAAUAAUCUUCAAAUCACUCAUACUGAAAUAUCAGAACAAAGUGAAGAAUACCAUACCAACCUCACAAAAGCAGAAACCAAAAGACAAGAUCUUAUCACCAAAAGAGACCAACUUAAGGAAAAAUAUGAACAUUUAACAAUGAAAGAAAAUCUACUAAAUACAAUCAAAGCUAAUAAAGAAUUUUCAGAAAGAAAUGAAGAAUUACAACAACAACUAACAAAUUUGCAGAAAUCAGUAAGUGAUAAAAAGCAAAAACUAGUAGCAACUUAA
Molecule: messenger RNA, 1404 nt
Organism: Lodderomyces jiufengensis
Lineage: Eukaryota; Fungi; Ascomycota; Pichiomycetes; Serinales; Debaryomycetaceae
Exons: 1
Coding region: 1-1404 (467 amino acids)
Source: RefSeq, a predicted model, not a curated record